Molecule: messenger RNA, 612 nt
Organism: Juglans regia (Persian walnut)
Lineage: Eukaryota; Viridiplantae; Streptophyta; Magnoliopsida; Fagales; Juglandaceae
Exons: 2
Coding region: 1-612 (203 amino acids)
Source: RefSeq, a predicted model, not a curated record
AUGGAAUUUGCGGGUGGCAGGUUGACGUCGAGAUCCACGGUUAUAUCUGCGAUCCAAGCAAAGAAGGACCUGGCUAGUGGGGCAGAUGCCUAUCUGGUUCAAGUAGUAUCUGAUCCAUCAGAGACAAAGUCUAUAGCAGGAAUCCUAGUUGCUGAAGAGUUCUCUUAUGCCUUUGCAGUUGACCUCCCUGGAUUACUUCCGAUUCACGAUGUCAAGUUUACUAUUGACUUGGAACCUAGAGCGGCUCCGAUACACAAGGCUCCUUAUAGAAUGGCACCAGCUGAACUAAAAGAGUUGAAGGCCCAAUUGCAUGAAUUGGUAGGCAAGGGAUUUAUUCAGCCCAGUUCCUCACCUUGGGGAGCGCCCAUGCAACUUGUUAAGAAGAAAGAUGGCACACUCAGGAUGUGCAUUGAUUAUCGGGAGUUUAAAAAGGAGGGGCGAGUCGUAGCUUAUGCAUCCCGCCAACUAAGGGAUCAUGAAAGCAACUAUCACACUCAUGACUUGGAGCUUGCAGUAGUGGUUUUUGCUCUUAAAAUUUGGCGGCACUAUCUUUAUGGUGAGGCAUGUGAGGUCUACAACAAUCAUAAGAGCUUGAAGCAUCUCUUCACGUAG